AUGGACACCCUCUAUCCAAUGGUACAGGUUCAUUAUCCGUCUGAUGAUGAAAUUAUCUACCGCAAAGUUUUCGGGAAAAAGUCUGACAGCAGCAAGAUUCCUUCCUUGAAUCCUUUUCGUAAAGCAGCCAAGAGUCCCAGCCUUCCUAAGAAACAACUCACCUCUCCAGAAGCAUCUAGACUGAGAGCAGCUGGUUCAGGAACCUUACAUCCUCCUGUUGAUGAUGGUCAUCUUUCUGCCCACAGUACUGAAGACCUUGAUACAGUCUGUUCACAUUGCUCUGAUGGCAAGGUUGACGUCAUGACGCGAGAAAAUGGAAUGAGCCUUGAGGCGGCCAUUGAUGAUGUUGACGACUCCAGCACCACCGAUGGCGAAAAAACAAAACAAGCCAUCGGUCAUAUUCAAUCAAAAAUCAUCAAAACAAAAGAUGCCAUCAAGGCUGAGCAGUCGGUCAAAGAAUCAAAUGUGAACGAGUAUUUACGCCUGGCCACCAACGCUGAUAAACAGCAGGCCCAGAGAAUCAAAACAGUUUUCGAAAAACGCAACCAAAAAUCAGCCCAAAGUAUCAUUCAAAUGCAGAAAAAAUUAGAAACUUUACAGCGGAAGCAACUAGAUAUUGAAGCCCAUGGAUUGACGGGUCAUAAACAACCUAAAGAAAUGUUACGCGAUGUUGGUCAAGGGCUGAAGGGAGUUGUGGACAGUGUUAAAGGUGCCAAAGAAUCUAUUGUUGCCAAACCUAAAGAAUUUGCACAUUUAAUAAAAAAUAAAUUUGGUAGUGAAGGCAACAUUAAUUCAAUAAAAAUGGAAGACAAUGGAGAAGGGUCCAAGGAACAAAGUAAAAGUGGUGGAACUCUCCCUGCUAGUUUUAAGUAUGAUGAUAAUGAAGAUGAUAAUUCAAGCAUCACGUCUGGCUCUGGGUUUGGAGCUCAGAGCAGUCCACACUCCACUUCCCAAAACUUGACUCAGGUUUCUCCUCAAACACAAUCCCUCGUAGAACCUCUAAUCCAUGAAAUUUCCGAAAUUAAAGAUGAAGGAAGGAAGCUUCAGGAAGCCAUGCAACGUAUGAUUGAAGAUUUCGAACACCACAGAGUCCUAACUCAAGCUGAUCUAACCACCCUCCGUAAUCAAGUUGAUGAAGAGAAAUACAAGGUGGAAAGACUGGAAGAUCAGAUCAAUGAUCUAACAGAACUCCAUCAAAAUGAAAUCACAAAUCUAAAACAGGAUAUCAGCUCCAUGGAGGAGAAGAUUGAGUACAGACUGGAUGAGAGAACCAGUGAUUUGAGUGACCUGGUGGACAACUGUCAAACAAGGAUCCAGAGAUUAGAACAGCAACAACAACAGCAGCAGAUUCUAUCAAUGGAGAUGGUGGAGAAUGUGACGUUUCGAACUAUAUUAACUAAAUUAAUUAACGUGGUCCUAGCACUAGUAGCUGUGAUAUUAGUCUUUGUAUCCACUGCCGCUAAUUUAUUAUCACCUUUCCUCACUUCACGACUUCGAAUCCUAACGACGAUUGGAUCAAUUGUUUUAGUGAUUCUGUUUUGCCAAAACUUUGACUCCAUCAGUGCUAUGCUAUGCUAUAUAUGGGAUAGAGUGUCAAAUAUAUUACCAUGGCGAUAGAAUCAACAUAUCAUAUAAACAGACUGGAAUUCCCCUUAUUUCCAAAUUUGGAAAAGAGUUUUCGCUAUUGGAAAAGUCGUUUUUUUAGGAUACAUGAACCAAAUGCAAUCUGCAAUGUAUCUGAAUCAGCUUCAAGUUAACAGUUCUAAAAGUUGAUUUGAUUCGCUCUAGUCAAUUGUGAAUUGUGAUUGACACAUUUGUGGGAGGAGCUGAACUAAAGUGUUCAGAAACAUUUUUUUAAAAAGAAGGCGGAGUUUACAUUUUAUUGACAGUGCUAUACAUGACAUGUCUGUGUUCUUAAAAAAUAGUCUGUGGUCAAAGUUCAAGAUAUUUUGAACGUGGACAUGACCAUAUAAGGAUUUGUGAUAUCAUUUUUAGCCUAAUAGCUUGUGUUAAAAGCCUGCAUGUGAUUGGAUAGUUUUAAAAUGACAGGGAAGGUAUUGGAUGAUUUUUUAUCCAAUGGAAUUGAGGCUUUCAAAAUUCCUCAAUUGUAUUUGUUCAAAGUGUGUUUCUUAAUUUUUAGUUUUUAUUGCAUUUCUGUUUUCAAUUUUGUAAGAAACUGGAUUUCAGAUCAGUUCUUUUGAUUGGCUCAAUAUCAUUAUAUUUAGUCAUCAGCCAAUCAAAUGCCUAGAUUCAAAAUCCCAAAGUUGAUUUCAGUGUAGAUAGUAUAUUUUUGUGACAAACAAGAUGGCUGCUUUUCAAUGGAAAAAAUCUAAUUUAUUUUUUAAUUAAUUUAAUCUUGCUUUGUCACCUUAUUUAUUUUCUUUUGUAUGAACCUAAAAUGAGAAUUGAGCAUAUCUUUUUUCAAAAUGUUCAAGGGGUAAUUUUCAAUUUUCAAAAAUCUUUUCAAACAAAAUCAAAAUUUCAUAUAGCGACUGGAAUAAUGAGGAUCCUUUCAACCAGCUGGCCCAUGGUCAAACCUCAUAGAGUUAUGUCUUUUGUUGAAAUGCAUAUUUCUGAUAGAUAAUAGAUAUAUAUUUAUAACUGUGAAAGCUUUUAGAUAUUAUAGACAUACCUUAUUGUUGAAGUAUAAAUGAAAAGAGCUACUGGAUACCUAAUUAACAUAAUGAAAAAUGAUUUGGU
Messenger RNA from Lottia gigantea (owl limpet), 2700 nucleotides. RefSeq lists its product as hypothetical. The coding region runs from base 1 to 1617 and encodes 538 amino acids. The transcript is spliced from 12 exons. Gene Ontology annotation, cellular component: endomembrane system. The record is from RefSeq and is a predicted model, not a curated record. NCBI's taxonomy places the organism in Eukaryota, Metazoa, Mollusca, Gastropoda, Lottiidae.